CCAACAUGGCUGCGCCCAGGUGAGGUGGUGUGCCGGUAGCCGUAGCUGCUUUCUGAGAUAGCUUGGAGAGGCUGGUUAAGGAGAGAGUGCCCGCGUGCAUUGCCAUGGACAGCAACCAUCAAAAUAAUUACAAACUCAAUAAAACUGAGAAGAAGUUCUUAAGGAAACAGAUUAAAGCCAGGCAUACUUUGCUGAGACAUGAAGGCAUUGAGACAGUAUCCUGUGCCACUCAGAUCCUGGUUGUUGCCAAUGGUGGUUUGGGUAAUGGUGUGAGUAGGAACCAGCUGCUUCCGGUUUUAGAAAAAUGCGGACUGGUGGAUGCUCUCUUAAUGCCACCUAAUAAGCCUUACUCAUUUGUAAGAUACAAAACUACAGAAGAAUCCAAGAAAGCCUAUGUUACCCUCAAUGGAAAAGAAAUAGUGGAUGAUUUAGGACAAAAGAUCAUUCUGUACUUGAAUUUUGUGGAAAAAGCACAAUGGAAAGAGUUAGAGCUUCAAGCUUUACCUCCAGGCCUCAUGGUAGUAGAAGAAAUUAUUUCUUCUGAGGAGGAGAAAAUGCUUUUGGAGGGUAUUAACUGGACAGAAGAUACAGACAGUCAAAAUUUUCAAAAAUCCUUAAAACACAGAAGAGUAAAGCAUUUUGGUUAUGAAUUCUACUAUGAGAACAAUAAUGUAGAUAAAAAUAAGCCAUUACCAGGGGGUCUUCCUGACUUUUGUGAUAGCAUUUUGGAGAAAUGGUUAAAGGAGGGUUUCAUUAAACAUAAGCCUGAUCAAUUGACUGUAAACCAGUAUGAACCUGGGCAUGGAAUUCCCGCUCAUAUUGACACACAUUCUGCUUUUGAGGAUGAGAUCGUUUCUCUCAGUUUGGGGUCAGAGAUUGUCAUGGAUUUUAAGCACCCGGAUGGUGUCACAGUGCCAGUUAUGUUGCCUCGUCGGAGUUUGCUCCUGAUGACAGGAGAAUCUAGAUACCUUUGGACUCAUGGAAUCACACCCAGAAAAUUUGAUACUAUUCAAGCAUCCAAGGGUCACAAAAGUGGAAUUAUCACCAGUGAUGUUGGAGACUUAACUUUAAGCAAGAGGGGAAUACGGACUUCAUUUACAUUUAGGAAAGUGAGGCAAACGCCUUGUAACUGUAGUUACCCUUUGGUCUGUGACAGCCAGAUGAAGGAGACUCCCUCAUCAUUUCCAGAGAGUAAUAAAGAAGCCUCACAACUGGAGCAAGAAUAUGUCCAUCGAGUUUAUGAAGAGAUCGCUGGGCACUUCAGCAGCACGAGACAUACCCCUUGGCCACGUGUCGUGGAGUUUUUGAAAGCUUUGCCAAGUGGUUCGUUAGUGGCUGAUAUUGGAUGUGGAAAUGGAAAGUAUCUUGGCAUCAAUAAGGAGUUAUAUAUGAUUGGUUGUGAUCGUAGCCAAAACCUUGUGGAUAUUUGUAGAGAGAGGCAAUUUCAGGCCUUUGUCUGUGAUGCGCUGGCAGUACCAGUCCGCAGUGGGUCUUGUGAUGCCUGCAUCUCUAUUGCUGUUAUUCACCAUUUUGCAACAGCAGAGCGUAGAGUGGCAGCUAUCCAAGAACUCGUUCGACUCCUGAGACCUGGUGGGAAGGCACUCAUUUAUGUCUGGGCAAUGGAACAAGAAUAUAAUAAGAAGAAGUCCAAGUAUCUUAGAGAAAAUAGAAUUAGCCAGGGAAAGAAAGGGGAGAUCAACAAUGAUACAUCAGUGCAAGAGUUGCUUGUGGAGCAAAUGCCUGUUGUGGGCAACCAAGAUUCAGCAUGUUCUGUCCCCUCCACUAAUGAUUUUCAGGAGGGAGGAUGUAAUUCAAGGGAAGUUACUAAUUCUAAGCUGCCUAUUCACACGAACAGGACUUCUUUUCAUUCUCAAGACUUACUGGUUCCCUGGCACCUUCAGGGAAACCCUGGUAAAAACAAACUUGUUGAGCCAUUUGGUGCAGUAGGAUCCCAUGACCCAAGUCCUGUGUUUCAUCGUUACUACCAUGUGUUCUGUGAGGGAGAAUUGGAAGCUGCGUGCCAGACUUUGAGUAAUGUCCGCAUUCUGCAAAGCUACUACGAUCAGGGGAACUGGUGUGUGAUUCUUCAAAGGGUCUGAUUAUCUCUAUGAACGUAUCCUAUACAGGGAAGAAAUGCUGAGCUUUUUUUAAAGACGACGACUAAAUUAAUUGUCUUUUUAGUUAAAGAAAAAACUUGUGGAAAAGCACCAAAAGAGAGUGCCUGGGAGAAAUUUGGAAGUAGAGAUUAGUUAGGAAAGUGUACUACUAUCGCUGACCUCAUUUUAUCCAUAAGUAUAGGCUUCUCCUGUAGGGAGAACAGGGGUGGUUUUUAAAAGCGAUUGAAGUGGUUUGUGAAGUAUUUGAGAUCCUGGGGUAAGAGUACAGCAUUUUGAAGAUUAACUUUUGUUAUAAAAUGUUACUAAAGGAACUAAAUCAUGUAGAAUUUUAGUGAAUUAAUCAUAUAAUAUUUUAAUAAAGAAAAUAUUCCUGUUUAGUA
Molecule: messenger RNA, 2497 nt
Organism: Ceratotherium simum simum (southern white rhinoceros)
Lineage: Eukaryota; Metazoa; Chordata; Mammalia; Perissodactyla; Rhinocerotidae
Gene: ALKBH8
Product: alkB homolog 8, tRNA methyltransferase
Biological process (GO): tRNA methylation; tRNA wobble uridine modification
Cellular component (GO): nucleus; cytoplasm
Molecular function (GO): tRNA (5-carboxymethyluridine(34)-5-O)-methyltransferase activity; S-adenosylmethionine-dependent methyltransferase activity; 2-oxoglutarate-dependent dioxygenase activity
Source: RefSeq, a predicted model, not a curated record